Messenger RNA from Drosophila busckii, 600 nucleotides. It is a transcript of the gene Arl6, whose product is annotated as ADP-ribosylation factor-like protein 6. Lineage: Eukaryota; Metazoa; Arthropoda; Insecta; Diptera; Drosophilidae. The coding region runs from base 1 to 600 and encodes 199 amino acids. The record is from RefSeq and is a predicted model, not a curated record. The transcript has 4 exons. Gene Ontology annotation, cellular component: axoneme; cytoplasm. Gene Ontology annotation, biological process: protein localization to cilium; cilium assembly; vesicle-mediated transport. Gene Ontology annotation, molecular function: GTPase activity; GTP binding.
AUGGGAAUGCUACAUAAUUUAGCUGAUCUAAUUAAGGUUAAGAAGGAUAAAAUGACAAUACUAGUGCUAGGACUCAACAACAGUGGCAAAUCAACGAUUGUAAACCAUUUCAAAAAAUCAAGCGAACAGGUUGCCAUUAUGGUACCAACAGUUGGAUUUUUGGUCGAACAAUUUUACACUAAUAAUGUUAGCAUUAACGCUAUAGAUAUGUCUGGAGCGACUCGUUAUAGAAAUUUGUGGGAACAUCAGUUCAAGAACUGUCAAGGAAUUAUGUAUGUAAUUGACUCGAGUGAUAGAAUGCGAUUCGUUGUGGUUAAAGAUGAGCUUGAGCUUGUGCUUCAACAUCCUGAUGUAAGUAAUCGAACCGUUCCCAUACUUUUUUAUGGAAACAAAUCAGAUCUUGAAGACUCGUUAUCAAAUGUUAAAAUUGCUGCAGCGCUAGGUCUUGAAAAAAUAAAGGAGAAGCCCUGGCACAUUUGCUCCAGCAAUGCCAUCUCAGGCGAGGGAUUGGAUGAGGGCGUGCAGUGGUUGGUUCAACAAAUACGUUUUGCAGUAUUAAGCAAUCGUUAUGGUGCAAAAAUAACCAAACACCACAAAUAA